CUUCCAUUCCAUAAUCUCACGACUCGUGUGCGCGUUCGUGGUCUUCUGCUCUCGUGGUGCACUCGGCGUCGGGUGGCCCAACGGAGUUCAGUCUUUGUAACGCCGCUAUUUAGGGUAGAUGUAGUGGGGUUUGGAUCAAUUCAAGUGGAGUUGAAAAUUUUUUCCGUAAUCGUCAAAAGGGAUCCAUAUCUGUGCUUAUUCAAAGCCACGAAUUACCGCGGACUUGCUCUUUACAUGUAAACAACACCAAUUGAUUCAGUUCAAAUGAAUGAUUCUUCUAGAGUCCUUCACAGUGCAAACCUUUCACCCCUACGCGAAACAGUAAGGAAAACCCUAAUCGAUAAUCAGUACUCCGCAUUUCCCAGGCUUAUUUUCCACGAAGUGAGGUGAAACAAAAAGCAAAAAAAAAAAGGUGGAUCCGACCGUUAUUAAGUGCUUGCUCGUCGUUAAAGUGGGUCUUCUCUUCGGAGGAAAACGAAGGAAAACCGGCAGAAGAUUACACUCUCGGUUCGAUUUCUGCUCGAGAUCUUGAAAAGUGGGUGUGCUGUUUGUGUAAUCGAAGACACACUUUAAAGUGAGUGCUUAACGUAAUUGAAUAAAAGUGUGUACAGAGGUCUGACCCGGCAGAGGAGAACUUAAAACGGUGUGUUAAGAGGGUGUUGGAAAACACAGAACAUAAUUCGCCAUGUCCGCCUGGAACUAUCACCCGUCGCUGUCGGAGGAGGAACGUGACGAAUACAACGAUGGCUCGGUCAAGUUGCGAAAUCCCAACAUUGAACUCAUGGAUCAGGACAUCCUGUACCAUCUGGCUUUGGGCAGUGGGAGCCACGAUUUGCAGGAAAUGUUCGGUGACGUAAAGUUCGUCUGCAUGGGUGGCACCCCCAAGCGGAUGGAGAACUUUGCGCACUUCAUCAUGGACGAGAUCGGCUACAAACUGCCACCCGGAACGCAGCUGCUGGACAUCAGUGCGUUCUCGUACCGUUACUCGAUGUACAAGGUUGGCCCGGUGCUUUCCAUCAGCCACGGAAUGGGCGUUCCGUCGUUGGGCAUCUUGCUGCACGAGAUAAUCAAGCUGAUGUACCACGCCAGGUGCAAGAAUCCGAUUUUCAUCCGAAUUGGGACGUGCGGUGGCAUCGGAGUCGAGGGCGGUACCGUCGUCAUCACCGAGGAUGCCGUGGAUGGGCUGCUCAGGAGCACCCAUGAAUUGGCCAUUCUGGGUAAGAUCGUUCACCGUCCAGCCGUCCUGGAUAAACGAUUAGUUCGGGAACUGAAGUCACUCGCAUCCCAGGAUGAUCCGUACGAUACCAUCACCGGUAAAACGAUGUGCACAUCUGACUUCUAUGAGGGACAAGGUCGCCUGGACGGUGCCUUCUGCGACUUCUCCGAGCAGGAGAAGAUGGAGUACCUCGAGAAGCUGCACAACUUCGGCGUGGUAAACAUCGAGAUGGAGUGCACCAUUUUCGCGGCGCUGACCCAUCACGCCGGCAUCAAGGCAGCCAUUGUGUGUGUCACCUUGCUGGAUCGCCUCAAGGGGGACCAGGUUAUGUCACCAAAGGAGGUGAUGAACGAAUGGCAACAGCGACCCCAGAUUCUAGUGUCCAGACUAAUCCGAAAGCAUUUGGCCCAAGCGGGCCACCUCAAGAGUCUGGCGGCAAUUCCCAGCGCAAUCAAGUCGCCGCGACGCUUUAAACUGGUGCAGCAGGAGUCGGAGGCACACGAGUAAAUCUCGAGGAGUUUCGCAGAACAUUUGCUCGGUACUUAAGCGCCUGAUAAACGCACGACUUGUGAUGACUGUUGUAGAUUUUAAGACGGGACGCGCUUCCGUCGUGAGCCAUGUAAAGACACGAGGUGCAGGAAAUAAACUUCCUGGAUACACACUCACAGGACACAUUCCAUUUAGGUGAAUAACGUAUUCGUCAUUUGAACCCGGGCGAAUUAAUAUAGAAAUAUUCAAUAUAGUAUUGUUACAGCAAAAGUUUCCAUAUAUACAGUAAAACAUGUUACUAGUGAAAGCGGUUAUAUCGGAAAAUCGCGGCAGCUGACGAGGAAUGAUACCGACGAAAGAUUUCUUCUCGGUUGAUCAACUUCUCUAAUCAAAACAUCUACUUAAGAUAAUUACCCUAUAUUCGCAUCUAUGCGAUGAUUUCCAUGACCACCUUCCAGAAAGAUCCGACGGAAAUCUUUCAUCGGUUCCAGGCAGAAACCAGUCAGCUGAGCACGGAAAUAAAAAUUAAUGUUUACGCUUGUGCGAGUAUAAUAAUCAAAUAGACAACGAGUAAUAGACAACAAAUAACCACGACCACGAAUUUUUUUUUGUUUGGAAAAUGUCGUUAAUUGAUAUUUGAUAGUCGUGUAAUAAAAUACCCCUCAUCGUUUGAAAGAAUAUCUUGGAAUAGUUCAUGAAAGAUUUAAAUCGUCUUAGCUGUGUGGCUUCCAGCCAUUUUAUUUGUUCAUUUUAACGUGACAAAAAAUUAGUGGUCUAUAAAGUGCAUUUAAACCGUUACACUCACAUUUUUGUUUCCAUACAAUCAUUUGAUACAUGAUGUUAAACAAAAUCUAUCGAACAUGCACAAAGCAAUAUUCGUUUUUUUUUUAUUUGAACUUUUGCUAUUCUCUGUUUGGGGACGGAGACCUUUCUAUUCGUUAAAAAAUAGGAAGUGGGUUAUAUCUGUGUUAUAAUCGCAAGGGUGACGUAGGACUAUCGUUAAUUUAGUUAUCAUUUGUUUUUAGUUGCAUCUGAAUCAAUUCUGAAAGAAUGGAUAAAUGAAUAAUUGGGGGACUUCGAAAACGAGAACGUUAUGUUGAAGGCACAAUAUUCAGCAAAAGAAGCAAUCACACGAAAGUUGUAUGAUACAUAAUACAUUGCUUGUAUUGUGAUAUGAUUUUUAUUCCAUUUACAAUAGACAAAAUUGCAUCAAAUCAGUCUACAUUAUUUUUGCGUCCGCUCAUCCUUUCUCACAACACCCAUUUCUCGUUUGAGAAACUGUUGAAUAAACAUCGUUUGCCAGUGUUCAUUGCACCUCUAAUAAAUUACCGAAAGACGUGAUCUUACGUUGAUCGCACUUGAUUGAAAAAUCACAAAAUCAAAUGUAUUUGGUCGCAGUAUUAUAUGGAUAGAAAACAUAAUAAAUUAUUUCGCCUGAAUGUAAUUUUCAAUUCCAAGGGAACUGGCAGAUUGUUUUUCAGCAACGAUAACAUCUUUCCAGAUUCUCCUCGAUACUCGAAGCUCACCAGUGGUUAAUGCUAACUCGAUAACCACUUGUUAAUUGUACUUGAUUGAAAAAUCACAAAAUCAAAUAUAUUUGGUCGCAGUGUUAUAUGGAUAGAAAACAUAAAAAUAAACUCAUUCGCUUGAAUGUUUUUUUCAAUUCCCAGGGGAACUGGCAGAUUAUUUUCCAGCAACGAGAACAUCUUUCCGGAAUUAUGUCGACGCUGGAUGGCAACCAAACGAAAAUAGUUCCGCGCGUGUAUGUGUGUUUGGCGGCUGCUCCGAUGUAUCAAGCGGAACCGUUUGAGGCAUCACUCUCCUCCUGAUGGAUUCCCUUCUAGCCUAAGGUGCACAAACAGGCUCUUGGUGACACCGUUCAUCAACGCUUUCAUGAUAAACGAAGUUAAAUUCACCAUAACAGCGACAACAUUCUUCAAUCGCUGUUCAAUUAUAACUGAGUUGAUUUCCGAGCGGCGCUCGCUUACAUACCGAUUGGUGAUUUCGAUAGCUUGUUUUGAAAGCAAUUUUAAGACUAUUGAAACAAGUUUUUGGAUGAAAAAGUAAUAAGUAUAUGACGUGUAGACAUUUUAUCUUUCGAAUGAUGUGUUUAUCAUACCAUUUCGUUCGAUUGUUUAGGAGCUAUUAACGCUUAAAAUCUCGGUCUCCGGCGUAACGCUUUCGUUUUCGAAACAUUGAUUUCACACCCCGGUAUAGAAAUGAAAGACGUAGUCCUACAUCAAAAAGUAUAUUCGAUAUUUGCUACUUUUCCAACAGAAAUACGAACUAACUGAAUGUUGGGGUAACUUAUUAUACCCCUUGCUGUAUCUACUACUGUAACUAAACCGACUAAAUCAUUCGUCAUUCGUUGAACUAAAAUCGAGCUAAUUGAUAAAUCAUCCACUCCUACCCUACUACUAUUACCACUAAAUAAUAACCAUUCAUUACUCGCUUGACGCAUAUAUACUACGUGAUUCUACGCAACAACAAAAAACCUAUUGUUGAAUUGCUACAUAUUUUCGUUUUUGAUUGUACUAACGUAAAACCAUCAUAUAUAAAUACUGAUCCAAUGGCGGCGAAGCUACAGAUGCAGAUAAUGGCGAUGAUGAAGAGCGAAAAAAAAAUGGAAUCCGAUGACCAAUGAUGAUGUGGCGUGAAAUGUACAAAGCGUAACAGUUAAUUAGUAUAUUAAAAACACACACUAUUGAUACACUAGUUUAACGAAUGGAAACAA
Molecule: messenger RNA, 4439 nt
Organism: Toxorhynchites rutilus septentrionalis
Lineage: Eukaryota; Metazoa; Arthropoda; Insecta; Diptera; Culicidae
Product: uridine phosphorylase 1
Exons: 7
Coding region: 686-1723 (345 amino acids)
Biological process (GO): nucleotide catabolic process; uridine catabolic process
Cellular component (GO): cytosol; cytoplasm
Molecular function (GO): uridine phosphorylase activity
Source: RefSeq, a predicted model, not a curated record